AUGAUGGCUUCGAGACGAUUGAUUGAGACCGCGAAAGCAGCUUUAGGGAAAACAUCGAAUUCGUGUUCGGCUUUUGGCCUCCCCAGAUUCUACUCCAAGCCAUCCACUUAUUUCGUGAAGGUUGGGAUUCCAGAGUUCUUAAGUGGGAUCGGUAAAGGAGCUGAGACUCAUAUUGCUAAGCUUGAAACUGAGAUUGGUGACCUUCAAAAGCUUCUUGUGACGCGUACUCUCAGACUUAAGAAGCUUUCUAUCCCUUGCAAACAUAGGAAACUCAUACUGAAGUAUGGCCAGAAAUACAGGCUAGGCCUAUGGAAACCUAAAGCUGACGCUAUCAAGACCUGA
Molecule: messenger RNA, 342 nt
Organism: Arabis nemorensis
Lineage: Eukaryota; Viridiplantae; Streptophyta; Magnoliopsida; Brassicales; Brassicaceae
Source: the annotation of a GenBank genome assembly